AUGCACUCCAAAUUUCAGAAAGAAAUAUUACUAUUUUAUAGAUCAUUAGUUAAGUGGGCCAAUCUUAAGACAGAGCCAACAAAAUCUUUUAUAAAAUAAUUUAUUUAGAAUGAAUAUAGAAAGAAUUAAAGUAUUUCUAAAAAGAAAUUUGAUAGAGUACCUUUUAGUAAUUAAUAUCUAGAUUGAAUUUCUAUUUAGAUAAGGAAAGAAUAGAUAUGA
Messenger RNA from Paramecium primaurelia, 219 nucleotides. The record is from the annotation of a GenBank genome assembly. Lineage: Eukaryota; Ciliophora; Oligohymenophorea; Peniculida; Parameciidae.